AUGCCCAAGCAGCCGGGCCCUUCCCUCCUCUGCGAGUGGAUGGUGGGAACAACCAUCAAAUCAGCUCUUGGUCCGCCUCCUAAACCGCCAAAACCCAAGGCAAAAAGGCGCGACGUUAUCAAACUUCACGUAACGACAGAUGAUGAAUCCGGCGAAGACACCCUCACGGUUACUUACCCUCGGCCUGAGAGGCUAAGAGAAAAGAAUGCGACACCAGCUGAAGUACCCAAAACGCCAGAGCCCCAGCCUGAGCCUGAAUCGGAGUCGGAACCUGAGGUGGUGGAAGUAGUAAAAAAGGUUCGGUUCGAGAAAGAGGCAAUCCCGAAGAAGUCUGCCCUGAAAAAGAAGACAUCAGUCACAUUCUGUGAGGAGGAAGAGACAAGUGCUGAUGCCACCUCUACCUCUGCUUCAUCUGGAGAGGCAACUCCCGAUGCCAGCUCCUCUAAUGCGAGUUCAGCUGCUGAAACAUCAUCUGCAGAAGAAACUUCUUCCGGAAGUUCUUCUAUUUCGGCCAAACCGUCAAAGUCAACAAGGUCUCCCAAGAGCAAGAAGGUGGAGAAACGAGUCCAAAGUUCAGAUAGUGAGGCCGACUCUGAGCCUCAUCCAACAUGUGAAUGCAAAGAAUGCGCCUCGGGAAGAAAGAAGCAAGGAGUUACCUGUGAGAAGAAGAAGUGUAAAAAGAAUGACAAAAAUGGAGGAUCCAAAAAGAAGAAAGAAGCAGAGUCCGAGUCCGAGACUUCGGUAUCCGGAGCAGAGUCUUCGGUUGAAGAGAAGUCUACACCGUCCAAAAAGUCAAAGGAAAAGAAGAAGGAAAAGAAGAGAGCUGAGUUCUCCAGUGCUGAAGGAGAAACUUCGGAGUCAGCAAAGGAAACUGAAGGCGAAUCUGAAGUAGUAGUGAAGAAAACCCCCGAGAAGAAGAAGAAGAACCAGGAAAGUGAGAAGACGGAAAAGGCUGGAAAGAAGACGAGCAGUCCAAAAGGUGAAGAGAAAAAGAAGUCUGACGAAGAAAAAAAACCCGAGAAAGAAAAGGAGAAGGAAGCAGAGGAGGCCCCGUCCGAAAAAACACCAACAGGGAAGGGAAAGGAAAAGGAAGUCGAUGAUACUACUCCCAAGGCAAAGGAUAUGGACCAGAGGUUGCAUGUCUCAGACGGCUAUCACUACACGCACUCUCAUCCCCCAAAUCUCAUUGCUCCUAUCCGCGCAGAAGUCAUGCAAACGGAGCGUGUGGUUGAAACACAAGAUGAUCCUCCCCCGAAUGCAUACUAUGAUGGUCUACAUGGUGUCCUUCGCGUAUAUCAUGGAGCCGUGUACGGGCAGAAUGGACAUCGCAUGUUUGCUGCUCGAGAAAAUACUAUGGGACCUCCGCAGUCCUUUGGCAAUUCGAAUCAGACGCAAAACCCAUACUAUCAUGGCUACAACAAUGUAAUGCCGAUGCCGUUACCUCAACAGCAGCUGCCACCGCAUGGAUAUGAGCAUGUGCCGAUUACCCAAGGCCUGCCAAUACCAGGUUGGAGUGCCAUGGCGCCGCCUCCUGGCUAUCCACCGUACAACUACCAAGGACCGCCUCCGAUGCCUGCGGCCUGGUACGAACAACAACUUAAUGGGCAAGGAACCAAAGGCACAUUCAGCAUGUAUAAUGGCAUGGGCGGCACACCUGAUAGGAAAGGAAAAAAUAAACCACGAGAGCCAGACAAUAACGUGAUGCCAGAGGUGACAAAGUCCCCCUUUAGCAACAUGGGUAGCAACCGAUCUGACGGUAAACCGCCAUCUCAUUCCGGCCAAUCCAACUGCUCCAAAAACGGGAACAGAGAUACGGGUCCCAACUGGGAUACCGCUUCACGAAGGAGCGUCGGAGCAUGGGCGAACAGCAGUAACCAUGGGGCUACAUGGGGCGAUGGUGGCGGCGAUACGAACAACAACAACCAGGGAGGUGGUAAUCAAUGGGGUUCUGGUGGCGGUGGUGGCGAUACAUGGGGCACGACAAACAAUAAUAACGAUCAGUGGGACAGCAACAAUAAUAACAACAACUCAGGGGCAGAUCCAUGGGGAGCUGCAGGUGGAAACGAUCAGAACAACCAAGGGGGCUGGGGUACAACUGAUAAUGGCAACAAUGGUGGUAACACCUGGGGCGAUGGGAAUGGAAUCGACAAUCAGCAGACGAACGAUAAUAACGGCAAUGGCAGUGGCCAGGGACAAGGACAAAACUCUCCAGCAGGGGGAAAUGAUCCCCCUGCCUCCAUGGUGGACAACAAUGUUAUCCCUGUGGCUGCCGUAACAGGUCCGCCGGGUGAACAGGAGCAGUCCAAGAUGCCGGGAAGCUGGUGUUCGGAUGAUAAUGGACAGGCGGCGUUUGUGGAUCCAACGUGGUCAUCGUAUCAACCUCCGCCUGCGGUGCCUGCUUGGGGGGAUCCAUCGAUGGCAGCGAAUACGGGAGGAGCGGUGGACUGGUGA
This is a messenger RNA of Trichoderma harzianum CBS 226.95, 2451 nucleotides long. RefSeq lists its product as hypothetical. The transcript has 2 exons. The record is from RefSeq and is a predicted model, not a curated record. Lineage: Eukaryota; Fungi; Ascomycota; Sordariomycetes; Hypocreales; Hypocreaceae. The coding region runs from base 1 to 2451 and encodes 816 amino acids.